GCAAAAUAACGAGUAGCUUAAAAAGUAAGCGCUUAGAAAAUAAGCUACUCGGUCUCUUCCGACCAAUCUCAUCACUAUAUAUACAGCAAAUCCUCGGAUCUGGUGGGACCCCAAUCUUCGAUUCUAUCUGCUGAUUCUCUAAAUCCUGUUCUGCUACAAUUGAGAUUCUUGACAACAAAUCAGCCGUCCCUUUUCCUGAUCAAAAUCAGAGAUGUUUGGUGGCAGUUCUUCAAUUCCAGGUAAGUUUUUUUUUUUCUCAAACUACUUUUUUUUUAUGCUGCAAAAACGGGAUUCGUAUCUUUACAGAAACGAGAAUCGAAAUUAUGGCCCAGUUGGGAUUCAGCAAUGUCUUGUGCUUCAUUGAUUUAUCAUCGUCAUCAUCUUCCAUCCCUUACUUUUUGCUGAUGAACUCUGUUCCAUCAUGAUGGAUUUGCAACAUCUCUCUCUGGUGCGAAUCCCCAGCCGGACUUAAUGGAAAAGUUUCUCUUUCUUUUGUUGUUUUUGUUCUUCACGAUUGCUAACUGGUUGCUUUAAUUCGGUGUUUUUUCCCUUUUUUUUCUUGGGUUUCUUUUGCUAUGAUGAUUGACAGGAUUCGGCCAAUCGGCAAUGUUUGGGCAAAACACGAAUUCAGUCAAUCGGAAUCCGUUUGCUGUCGCCGCCUCUGGAGCUCCUGCCGGAAAUCCUUUUGGACUAACGACGACGCCGGCAGCGAAUUCCACUGGUUCUAAUAACAACCCUUUUCAGCCUACAUCAGUAUUCGGGCAAACAAAUCAGGCCAGCAAUCCGUUUUCCAAUUCCUUGGGAGGUUCUGUUGCCAAUUCUUCACCUUUCAACACAUCCAGCAACUACUCCUUUGGGAAUUAUGGAUCAAUAUUCGGACAGAAGACUGACACAAACAAAGGAAACAAUACUUUUUCCUUUGGAGGAUCAUCUGGCACUUCUUCAGCUUUUAACAAUAAUACAUCCAGUGCGGCUGGCAUAUUUUCUGGGAAUUCAAACUCCGGUUUCGGGAAUACACUAUCUGCCCCUGCUUUGGCUACAACAACUUCAUCUCUGUUUACUGCCGCUUUAGGCCCUUCACAUGGCAAUGGUGGUCUGAUCUUUGGUCAGACAAAUUCUGCCACUUCCAGUAAGAAUGCGUUUGGGAUUACUGCAGGGCCUCAAAUUACUGCAACAAAAUAUGUCCCAACUCCAUCAGAGGAUGGCCCGCAAUUUAAGAUAGUCUCCAUUUCUGCCAUGCACAAUUCACAAAGUAAGAGCCAUGAAGAGUUGAGGUUUGAGGAUCAUCAGCUCUCGGUUGAUAAAGGUUCAAAAUCGACUUCGACACUUGCUCCGGCGGCAUCAAUUGGAACUUGGAGAACUUUUCUCCCUACUGCUCCAUCUUCUGUGGCAUCUGGGAGCAACUUUCCCUCCAAUACUAACCCUUCUUCCAAUUUCCAAAGCCAACAACAACCAUCAAGCACAAUGUUCCCUGGAACCGGGUUUCCGAGCAAUGUGAGCUCAAGUACAUCAUCUGGCGUGAUCACUUCCCAAACCCAGUACAAAUUCCCUUCUAAUCCAGUUUCUCAAUUUAGUUUCCAAACCCAACCGACUGUGUCGAAUACAAUGUCAACUGGAACAGGAUCUCAGGGCACUUUGGGAACUGGUUUUAAUUUCCCAAGUCAACCACAGCCAAAUCCUUCAAGUACACCAUCUAUGUUCCCUUCUUCAGUUCAACCAGUAACAUCAAAUGCAAUGCCAUCUGUUUUUUCUUUCCAAACCCAACCACAAGCCAUUACAUCGAGUGCACCGUCUAUGCUUCCUUCUCCAUUCCAACCAGUAACAUCAAAUGCAACGCCAUCUGGUUUGUCUUUCCAAACCCAACCACAAGCCAUUACAUCGAGUGCACCGUCUAUGUUUACUUCUCCAGUUCAACCUAUAACAUCAAAUGCAGCAUCAACUGGGCUAGGUCCUUGGAACCAGCAGUUUCCUUCGAGUCCUUCUCCUGUUUUAACUCCCCAAGGUCAACCACAAAGUCCAAUGAGCAACUUUCCUUCAACUGGAACUUCCCCAAUUCAAACAAGCACCCCCACUGUUUUAACUUGGGCAAAGCCUCCCACAACCCAGACUACUGCAGGAAAUCAUUCCAUUACUAAUAGCAUCUUUCAACAACCACCAUCAGGGAGUUUGAAAUCAGAUAUUCAUAACCAGAACAGCAUUUCCAUUCCAACUGUUGCAAAUCCCUUUGGCGAAAAGUCUACAGUUCGGACAACAAACAAUUCUCAGAUCUCCUCUAUUUCAGUUCACGGUGGAAUUUCAAGCAUGACUUCUGAAAAACCUACUUCGGUCAAAAGAGUUUCCAUGCUGAGUGCCAGGAACUUGACUCUCAGUCGAACUAAGCUCUCAUUUCAGAAAUACAAGCCAAAAGAUGAUGGCCAAAAGGUUCCCUUUUACGAAGAAAAAUCAUUCAGUUCGGGUAAAGUUUCCAUUUCCCUUAAUCCAAGGCAAAAUCCAAGGGCUUGGGUUCUAAACCCCUCAACGUUGGACACAAGAUCAACUAGAUCAGCUCUGUUGGAGGAAGUGUCAUCUGACUUUGAGACUGGUAAGCAUAAUCCCUGAUCACUCCAGGUUUGAUGAUUGCUGAUUGACUAAGUUUAUUUGCUAAAACAUUUGAGCAAAUAUAGCAAUCAACAAAAACAAAUUAUCAUCCCUUUCUUCCUUAAAUUGCACAUUGUAGCAGAAAACAUCAACUUAUUUGCGAUUUUGUCUUUGUAGUUUUGUUUUAGUUUGUCUCUGCGUUCUAACUUUCUACUUUGAUUAUUAGGGAUUUCCAAUGACAACACAGGGAAACAUACAGACUCGGCUGUUGAUGGGAACUUUGAUGAUAGUGCGAGGAAUCAAACAGUUCCAAAUGAUUAUGCUGCCAGUGUCGAUGCUCUGUUGCCAAAGCUGCAGUCUCCGGACUAUUAUGUAAUUCCUCCAAUCCAGGAGCUAGCUGCAAGGGAAAGGGUUGAACCAGGAUUCUGCUCCCAUGUGAAGGACUUUGUGGUUGGAAGAAAAGGUUAUGGUAGCAUCAAGUUCUUAAGGGAAAUCGAUGUGAGGAAUCUUGACCUUGAAUCUCUAAUCAAGUUUAAGAAUCGGGAAGUGUUGGUGUACCCGGACGAAAGCAAGAAACCACAAGUUGGGAAAGGCCUCAACAAACCUGCUGAGAUAACUCUACUUAACAUCAAAUGUAUUGACAAGGCUACAGGGAAACAAUAUGUGGAUGGUCCCAAGGUUGAUAGAGGCAGGGAGAUGCUGAUGAAAAAGGCAGCAGAUCAAGGAGUCGAAUUCGUGUCUUAUGAACCAGCUCAGGGGGAGUGGAAAUUCAGGGUCCAACACUUCUAGUCAAUGCAAAGUUAGAGAUGGCGAAGUAGGAGUUGAUCAUGAAUCAGAGCAGUAGUAUGUAGUUCGCUGCAUCUAUAUAUAUUUUUCUUUUUCGGUGUUGCAUUUCCUUCUCGUGUAGUUGUAGGUUCAGAAACUAGCUGGCAAGUUACUUGACUUUGUACUUGAUUCAGCUUCUUAACCUGCAGCUAGGCCUUUUGAUGAUAUGAAUUGAAAUGUUGAAAUUGUAAAUGGAAGUACGGUUACUCCUGAUGAUUUGAUCUCCUGUGGUUUCAUUUUGUUUGAAGUAUAUUGUUUUGAUAGUUUUGCAG
Oldenlandia corymbosa var. corymbosa is the source of this 3674-nucleotide messenger RNA. Lineage: Eukaryota; Viridiplantae; Streptophyta; Magnoliopsida; Gentianales; Rubiaceae. The record is from the annotation of a GenBank genome assembly.